AUGGCUCAUUUUGGCAAGGAUUUGGAUGAUUUUAAAAGCUCAAGAUGUGUUCAUAUAAGAUCUGCAGAACAAACAGAGCAUUUUACGGUAUACAUUAUAACAGUAACCGUGGGAGCAUACACAUGGACUGUCAAACAUCGUUACAGUGAAUUCUAUGAUCUCCACGAAAAGCUGACAGUUAGCCACAAACUGGACAGAAGUCUGCUGCCGCCUAAGAAGAUCUUUGGGAAUCAAACUGAAUCAUUCAUAAAAAAGCGCCAGCGGGAGUUGGAGAUAUAUUUACAGACUGUCAUCAUGUUUCUUGCGCAGCGCAUUCCAUCUUGUCUGGCAUACUUCCUUGAUUUUGAUAAAUAUGAAAUUCACGGAAUCACUCAGGCUAUGGCAGAAGAUCUGUACAGCAGAGGAGAAAUCUUAUUGCAGUCUCGAGAACAAUAUGAAGUCAGCACCUUACAGUUAUACUCACUGAAAGAAAGACUGAAGCUUCCAGAACCAACAUGUGACAGUGGAGAUGUGAAGAAAGACCUGGGGCACAUUUUAGACUUCAUAACCAGAGCCAAACAUUUGAAGGUGAUAUGCAGCAAGGAACCAGUGGGCACAAGCAAUAUUAUGAUGAGCAAACUUCCAUUUGAUCUGACCCUGUUUAAAUCAUUACAGACGUUGGAGAUCAAUGGAUGUAAUUUCCGAUUAGCAUAUGGACUGGAAACUGUCAAGCAGACAGCAGUGAAGCUUGAAGUGCAUGAAUCCACAUCUUCCAUGAAGGAGAUUUUGCUCCAAGAUGCUCCUCACUGGAGAGCAGAAGAUGGCUCUGUCAUUGUCGACCCAUGGAAUUUUAUCACAGAACUGAAUCUCAAUGGCAAUUCAUUUUCAGAAAUCCAUGAGAGCAUUCAACUGAUUCCCAAUGUAGAGAAACUGAACCUGAGUCACAAUUCGAUUGAAAGCAUCCAGAAUCUCCAGUGGCUGUGCGCGCUGACCCAUGUGGACCUCAGCCACAACAACAUUCGUCAUGCAGACUCCUUGCACACAAAAAUGGGCAACAUUAAAUGUAUACGGCUGGCACACAAUGAGCUGGAGAGCUUGCAUGGAUUUGCUAAAUUGUUCUCACUGCAGAUUUUGGAUGUCUCAUUCAACAAAAUUGCUACAAUAGAGGACUUGAAAUAUGUGAGUCAGUUGCCUUGCCUGGAAGAACUCUCGCUAGAAGGCAACCCGGUGAUGUCUUCGCUGGAUUAUCGCACCAAAACUCUUCAGAUGUUUGGAGAUAGAGUCCAGGAGGUGUUUCUAGACCACAACCUCCUUCUGGAUCAUAAACAGCUGGAUACCGUGGCAGUACUGCAGGCUUUGCAGAAAGCUAAGGAUGUGGAAGUCACCAAGAAACUAAGGAUGCAAAUGUUCACUAAAGAAAUUUCAACACAAGAAAGUUUGUACAAGUUUAUGUCAUGCAUUAAGAACAGUUCAAGCAAAGAAGUUUGUACACAAACACAAACUGCCAUUGUCAA
This is a messenger RNA of Candidula unifasciata, 1493 nucleotides long. The record is from the annotation of a GenBank genome assembly. Lineage: Eukaryota; Metazoa; Mollusca; Gastropoda; Stylommatophora; Geomitridae.